Pseudovirgaria hyperparasitica is the source of this 372-nucleotide messenger RNA. RefSeq lists its product as uncharacterized. The record is from RefSeq and is a predicted model, not a curated record. Lineage: Eukaryota; Fungi; Ascomycota; Dothideomycetes; Acrospermales; Acrospermaceae. The coding region runs from base 1 to 372 and encodes 123 amino acids. The transcript has 2 exons.
AUGAACUAUGAGCUCUUCUACAACUUCUACAAGCGGGUGUAUGACGACAACGACUGCGACUCGGCAGGAACAAUGGAAGAUUACUCAUACAAGAUCGAUACCUUAGCUACGGCUUUCGCCGAGAAACUCCCGCAGAAUCGUUUCUCUCUAGCAGAGGUGUUGUCUCUAUUCCAAGAUGCGCUUGGUGCUAUAGCUGAGCCAGAACAUCCUCGCGGUCAAUGGGACAUUCACAGCCGCCCGAUCCGCAAGGUUAAGCAUGAGCAGAGUUUAGAUUCUGUCGACGCAGACAUUGGCAAAACCAAUUAUGAUACAUUUGGCUCAUGUAUCAUGCUGACCGUAUUGGAUCUCCAGGGUGGAACCAGAGGCAAGUGA